This is a messenger RNA of Angiostrongylus costaricensis, 435 nucleotides long. NCBI's taxonomy places the organism in Eukaryota, Metazoa, Nematoda, Chromadorea, Rhabditida, Metastrongylidae. The record is from the annotation of a GenBank genome assembly.
CUGUCUGCCGUUCGCCACUGUCUUACACUAAGAUCUUGUUAUGGGGUUGGAGGAACUCCUAGAGGAAGGCUAGACAAAUGUGUAGCCUUAAAUCUUGAAUUGUUUGCUGCUGAGCUUGCAAAAGCAUCUUACACUCAAGCUGUACUAGAGAAAAGGAAAACUAUCCAAACGAAGGAUUUAAGUAUGGUCUUUUAUUUAACAACGUGGCCAACCAAUAUUACUUAUGUUCCUUCGGUACUUUCGAAAGUUAUUUUAAAGCAGAGACGCGCUUACCAAGCCCUCCACCUCACCGAAGUCGGUAAAUUGGCACCGCACUUGUCUGAGUGGAUAGCAACGGUGAAUCUACAGCAAAGCGUUAUUGAAGAAAAUGACGUUAUCCAGAAUGGCACAGAGAACUCAGACGAUGAUAUACAAGAUGUAUGCUUAUUAUUAUGA